AUGAGAAACAAAGCAUCUCCACUGAAUCAUCAAGAAGCCUCUUUCUCAUACUCUUGUUCUCCUUAUCAUCUGUGGACAAACCAAGACAGCUCAACCAGAACCUCUUCCUUCACAGAAGCCUUUUUUCCUGAACCCCCCAAGGGAACCCGUGCUCAAUCAAGUACGUCCCCAACAGGGAGGCAAGCCUUUGAUCCCGGGUGUGGUGAAGGACUCUAUUGCAUUAGGGACCAGGGCGGUCGAGGUAAAACUGCAACCAAAGAGGAAGCAGCCGGUCGUGCAGUGAAGCGUAGGGACUCUCCAAGACCCUUACAGGCUGUCCCAAAUCAGUGGAAGGCUCCUACUGAGUUGGGUCAAUGGGAAGCAAAAUGUCCCUCUGACCUCAAGGAGCUCUUAGAGUUCUUGCUAAACUUCGAGAAGCACCUUGGUAUUGAUGCUGCCAGAGUCAUCCAAGAUCAUCAUAUAUCGAAAGAUGUUCAUGGCAACAAUUUCAAAGGAAUGCCACGUUUUUCUUAG
Messenger RNA from Prunus armeniaca (apricot), 513 nucleotides. The record is from the annotation of a GenBank genome assembly. Lineage: Eukaryota; Viridiplantae; Streptophyta; Magnoliopsida; Rosales; Rosaceae.